This is a messenger RNA of Aspergillus calidoustus, 648 nucleotides long. NCBI's taxonomy places the organism in Eukaryota, Fungi, Ascomycota, Eurotiomycetes, Eurotiales, Aspergillaceae. The record is from the annotation of a GenBank genome assembly.
AUGGCCACCGAAAUAUCCAACGCCUUCGACAAGUUCCAACAACCCGAGUAUCCCCCGGAUGAGGCUCUCGUGCGCCGCCGGGUGGAGUUGGUACCAGUAGACUCGCUUGCUACUGCAAAUGCCGCUCACACGAGCACCCCCACACCCCACAAGACCCUAAGUACCUGGGGAAACGACCCCAUCCAAGCCUCCGCCAACAUCUGGAGCGGCUCCGCCGAAUACGGCCGGGAGAUGCAGCACGGGGACAGCGUCGUCAUCACCGUGAACAGCAUCUGGUCGGCAAAGGGCCACCGCGGCAAGGGCGACAACAACAGCUUCAACCUGUGGAACGCGCGCGGCGAGAUCGCGCUGCAUCUCUCCUUCCGGCGGCACGACCAGUCCAUCCGGAUCAACGCAUGGGGGUCGAGCAGCGGGUGGGGCGACGAGCUGUGGGCGGCGUUCCCGGAGAACCUCGUUGACGAAAAGACGCCGCUGAACAUCGGGGUCUCGUAUUAUUCGUCGGGGAGCUAUGGGGUGCAUUUUGGGGCGCUGGGGAUGGGGGAUGUGGAGGUUGACGCGUAUGAGGCGCCGGAUUCGUUUACGUAUCGUGUUUCGGAUACCAAUGAUCCGAUGUUUGGGGAGAGUGUUGACACGGCCAUGUAUUACUGA